Erinaceus europaeus (western European hedgehog) is the source of this 3012-nucleotide messenger RNA. It is a transcript of the gene CCDC110, whose product is annotated as coiled-coil domain containing 110. The transcript has 6 exons. Lineage: Eukaryota; Metazoa; Chordata; Mammalia; Eulipotyphla; Erinaceidae. Bases 201 to 2669 code for a protein of 822 amino acids. The record is from RefSeq and is a predicted model, not a curated record. Gene Ontology annotation, cellular component: cytoskeleton.
UGUUAAAGCCAGUCCCACCACAAGGCUCUGGAACCUGGUCCCCCAGUGGGCACCCCUCACCCAGCACCUAAGCACCCCCCCCCCCUUGGCUCGUGCCACCCUGACUGCUGCCCGGUUACCAAGCAACGGGAAACCUCGACUUCAAGCCUCUGAGCGAGAUGCUGGGGGCCAGGCAGUUGGGAAGUGCUUGAGUAGCAGAAAUGAGUCCAGAAAAGCAUCAUGAGCAAAAGGAUGAAGUCGACUGCAUUCUUCGUUCAGCGUCUAAGACCCUAAAUGCUUCUGAGGGAGUUAAAGAAAGUGGAGGAAGUGAACCAGAAUAUGGCUGCAUUUCAGAAAAUCAAAUUCAACCACGAUCAGCACUGAAAGUUCUUCAGCAUCAACUAGAAUCAUUCCAGGCUCUCCGAAUACAAACUUUACAGAAUGUUAGCAUGGUACAGUCUGAAAUCAGUGAAAUACUGAACAAAAGUAUUAUUGAAGUUGAAAAUCCACAGUUUAAUUCAGAAAAAAACCUAGAAUUCAACACACACAUGGAAAAAGUUUUGCUUAUAGAGAAUCAUGAGGAAAUACAUUCUAUGAGAAAAAUUAAUCAUUUUGAAGAUUCCCGGACUCUUCAUUCAAUGGAAGAAAAACAUAGUAGCAACAAUGGCAGCAAUUUCUCUCCAGGUAUAAACAUUUCACCCCAGAUAUGUCCCAAGGAUAUACUAGCUCUGAGAACAUCAACAGAAAAUUUUGCUUCAAGCAAAACUGUGAAUUCUUCAGAAAAUUCAGAUAUGUUGAAGAACUGUAAGAAUCUUUAUAGUUUUAUACCUAAUACACAGAAAAAUGUGACUUCUCAAGCUGAUACAUUAAUUCUGGAUAAACUCAAAAUUACUGCACCCUUUCUCAAGCAUGGAUUUUGUGAAAAUUUAGAUGAUAUUUGCCAUUCUAUCAAGCAAAUGAAGGAAGAGCUUCAAAAGUCACACAACAGGGAAUUGGCUCUUACAAAUGAGCUUGAAAUUUUAAAAGCUGACACAGAUGUUCAAAGUAGUGGUAAAUAUGACCCCAUUCACAAGGAGAAACAUAGCUUUAUUAAGGAAAGUAAGGAAAGUAACUUAAAUGAAGAUAUGAAAUCAAAGAGAAUUUCAGAACUAGAAGCAUUAGUACACAAAUUACUCCCACUCAGGGAAACAGUGUCAAAAUUCCAUGUGAAUUUUUGUAGGAAAUGUAAAAAGUUAUCUAAAAGUGAAAAACACAGGGGAAGGAAGAAUGAGAAAGACAAAGAAAUCCCUAUCACCAGCAAGAGUAUUACAGAUUUGAAAUUUCACUCCAGAGUUCCAAAGCAUACAUUACCUUUAUCUGACCCCACAAAAUGUGAUUUGAAAAGCAAAGAAAGGCAACCAUUUGUAGUAAAGCGAGGACUGAUAUUUGAAAAUGACAAAACAUCCCAAGUCAAUUCUGUUACUGAGCAAUGUGUUGAAAAAAUUCAGUACCUACAGAAUUACCUGAAAGAAUCAAUACAAGUACAGAAAAAAGUGACUGAACUUGAAAAUGAAAAUCUAGCCCUUAAAAACAAAAUUAAACCUCUUGUCUUGACCACACAAGCUCUGAUGCAGAAAACUGAAACAUAUGAAAAGCAACUUAAAAAUUUAGUUGAAGAAAAAAACACUGCUCUGUCCAAGUUAGUUAAAACAGAAGAUGAUAGCAAAGAAUGUUUUAAAGAAUUGACAAAAAUAAUAAGUAAAUAUAAUGCUCUCCAAGAGCAAAAUAAAACUCUAGGGGAAAAAACUAGUCAGCUUUCUUUGGAGAAACAACAAAUGAUAGAAAAAUUAGAUCAACUGAAAAGUAGGGAACACAAAACUCAAAAUGAUAUGGCCUUUGUUAAUAAUGAAAAUAAUCGAAUGAGUAUGGAAAUAGAAUCAAUGAAAACAAGUUUUCUGUUGUUACAGGAUGAAAAGGAAGCAUUAGAAAAGAAAACAUACCAGCUUGUACAGGAAAAAAGUUCACUUGAAAAUGAACUAAAAGAAAAUCAGUUAGAGGUUCUACAGCUAAAAGAAAAGGAAAGAUUAGCAAUAACUGAACAAGAAACACUUCUUGAAAUAAUAGAAACCAUUAAAAAUGAGAAACUUACUCUUGAAACAACAUUACAAGAAUCCACUACUGCUAGACAAAUGAUGGAAAGAGAAAUUGAGACUAUGCAAGCACACCAAUCUACUGCAAAAGAGAGUUUUCUGAAAGAGAUUAAAAAUGCAAAGUCAGAAGCAAGUAUUUAUAAGAAUAGCUUAUCAGAAAUGGGCAAUGAAUGUGAAAUGUUAUCAAAAAUGGUCAUGGAAAUUAAAACAGAUAAUCAGAUUCUAAAAGAAGAACUAAAAAAAUACAGUCAAGAAAAUAUAAAAUUUGAAAACAACAUCAGUAGACUUUCAGAAGACAAAAUACUUUUAGAAAACUAUGUGAGAAGUAUUGAAAAUGAAAGAGAUACCCUGGAAUUUGAGAUGCGGAAUCUUCAAAGGGAAUACUUAAAUCUAAGUGAAAAAGUCUGCAAUCAGAAGAGUGAUCUACCGAAAAUGGGUUACAUUUCAAAAAGAGAGAAGUUCCAUUUUGACAACUAUACUUAUAAAGACAACUCUGAUCCUAGUAGGCCUUUAGCUCCUGAUUUGAAAGGUAUGUGUGCUGGAUUGGUAAAAAUGUGCUAAAAUUCUUUGAGUUUAUGGGACACCAGUAAGGAUAUAGUAAAAAGAAUAAUUUCUUUAAAAGAUGAAUACAGCUUGGUAAUAUUUGUAUCUAAUUUGCCAUACAGUGCAUUUAGAAACUUCAUUUUGAUGAAUUCAUGUUUUUAUUUAUAUUACUUUAUAAAAUAUAUAUGUAAGAAAACAACUUUAACAAGAAACAGGCAGGGAGAGGUAAAUUUUUUUUUUCUCAAGUACAAUUAGCAUACUCACCUUUAAAAUGUCUUUUUUUUUUUCCAGGAAUUUCAAGUAACCACUAUCAAUUCCAUCCAUCCAAAAUGUGUGAAUAAAUUUUUAAAAAUCAAUGUUU